Molecule: messenger RNA, 6825 nt
Organism: Mauremys mutica (yellowpond turtle)
Lineage: Eukaryota; Metazoa; Chordata; Testudines; Geoemydidae
Gene: CADM3
Product: cell adhesion molecule 3
Exons: 11
Coding region: 121-1542 (473 amino acids)
Biological process (GO): homophilic cell-cell adhesion
Cellular component (GO): presynaptic membrane
Source: RefSeq, a predicted model, not a curated record
CCGCGCUGGCUCCAGUCAAUAGCAGCUGCCGCUGCUGCUGUGCGUGGCUGUGGGUGCGGGCCGGACGCUCGCUUCCCGCGGGGCUGAGCCUUGGAGGAUCCCCGCAGCCCUAGAGCCACCAUGCUGCCGCCGGCGCUGACCCUGCUGCUGCUUCUCGGCUGCCUGGCGGCGGGCAGCGGGACCCUCUCGCAGGACGGCACACCAGCUGGAGAGACAAUCCCUGCUGGCCUGGCAAGCAAAGCAACAGAGGAGCUUGCAGAAAUUUAUCAGGGAGCAAGCACAAGUGCAGCAGCAGUUGCUUCAGACACUGAGAGCCAGCCCACAACAUCUGAUGAGACGGUGGUGGCAGGUGGCACCGUGGUGCUGAAGUGCCAGGUGGAGGAUCCCGACGACUCCUCACUGCAGUGGUCCAACCCAGCCCAGCAGACGCUGUACUUUGGGGAGAAACGAGCGCUCCGGGAUAACAGGAUCCAGCUGGUGAAGUCCACACCCAACGAGCUGGCCAUCAGCAUCAGCAACGUGGUGCUGGCAGAUGAGGGCGAGUACACCUGCUCCAUCUUCACCAUGCCUGUGCGGACGACCAAGGCCCUCGUCACCGUCCUGGGAAUCCCCCAGAACCCUCAAAUCUUUGGCUACGAGCUGCCCAUCCGAGAGACAGAGACGGCCCAGCUGAUUUGUAGAUCCUCUGGCAGCAAGCCAGCUGCCCAGCUCCGCUGGAAGAAAGGCAACAAGGAGCUGCAGGGUAGGCCUUCCGAGGUGACGGAAGAUUCCAACGGGAAAACCUUCACCGUCACCAGCCGCAUUGAGUUCACCGUCACCAAAGAAGACAACGACGUGGAGGUGACCUGCACAGUGGAUCAUGAGUCCCUGCAGAACUCAGAGAGAUCCACCAGCCAGAAACUGCAGGUCCACUUUAAGCCAACGGCAACGAUCGAGCCGGAUCCCCCCUACCCCCGGGAGGGCGAGGAGCUGCGGCUGCAGUGUGAAGCCCAGGGCAAUCCGAUCCCCCAGGAGUUCCUGUGGACGAAGGAGGGCAGCGAUGUCCCCCUGCAUCUAAACACCAACCGAGUCCUCACCCUCCCCUUCCUCAACAAGAGCGACAGCGGCACCUACAUCUGCAUGGCCACCAGCACCAUGGGCAGCGUCGUAGUGAGGUACAACCUGGACAUCAAUGAUUUUUCCCAGCUCCCCACCCCACAUGUUCACUCCACUCCAGCCCCUUCGUCAGGCCCUUCUCAGUCCACCACUCAUGUUACCAUGGCUACUGCUUCAUUCUUCUCUCCAGUCACUGUCCAAGAUGCCAGCCCGAUGUCUUCCUCCUCUGGCACAUACCAUGCUUUGGUCGGUGGAGUGGUCGCAGUCAUCGUCUUUCUGCUGCUUAUCCUCCUCAUCGUCCUGGCACACUACCUAAUCAGGCACAAAGGUACCUACCUGACUCACGAGGCCAAGGGAUCAGACGAUGCCCCGGAUGCUGACACUGCCAUCAUCAAUGCGGAGGGAGGCCAGGCCAGCGGCGAUGACAAAAAGGAAUAUUUCAUCUAGGGGUGCAGAGUGGAGAGAAGAGAAAUGGAGCCAACAAACCCAGAUGGAAAUGGAAACCGGACCACAAACCCCACUCAACCCAACAGAUUUUCUCUCGUGCCCUGGAUGGAUGGACGAACAGAGGGAUGGCGGGACAGAGACCAGAGAGUGACCGGCUUGACUCAUGAUGCUUCUUCUCAAACUUGUAUAAAACGUUAUUACUAAAAACAUUGAAAGCCCCACCCCCGUUCGCUUGCUUGUACCUUCAUACCCACGACCGACACUCGGACUAAACACACAGACGAGCCAGUGAGUGAGUGACACUUUCCUUCUUUCCUUUGGCCCCUUUGCUUUGGUUUUGUGGAUGCUCUUUGCUUUGGUUCCUUGGGUUGGAAUGUCGGGUGGGGUCAAUGUCGCUCUUUCUGUUGCUUCUCUCCAUUUUUGGUUCCUUUAAGUCCAAGGAUAAAAUCAGCCCUCAUGGUGGCUGCCUGCUGCCAUGGGCCUGGGCAGCCUGGGAUGCCCUUUCUGUUGCUUAUGUUUCCCAUCCAAGAACCGGGUUCACGAAUCCAUUGUGUUCCCCCAUCCUUGGCUCCUGCAUGGUGCUCUGAGCCAGACCCACGGGAAUGACCCUGGGCUGAGGAUGGGAGGCGGUGACGUGGGGUCUUUCUCUGUCCCACAGCAGCAAACAAGCCAUGAGAGCCCAGGGGAAUGUCCAGUGAGAGCAAGGAGAUGGGGGAGCCACCCAGCCCGGCUCCUCUCCAGAGGGAUGUGCCCUCCCCACAGCAAGAUGGGGAGGGAGGCAGGGUCACUGCCUCAGAGAGCCUGGCACACCCAGCCUGCUGGGGCCCUGCACUGAUUUUAUCCUUGGAGGUUGUGUCUGACAAUGUUCAUUUGGGAGGAGAACUGUCCUGUGUGAUACAUGUACAAAGGGGAGCCAGCUGCCCGGGUGGGAGCCGCUCAUAGGCUCCAGUCCCCACUGAUGCCCAUGGAGAGAGAUUCAAAUGCUGCAAGGUGACUGGCAGUGCUCGUGCAUGGUUCCAAGAAAGGCUGUAACGUGUCAGAUUGGAGCCAUGACAAUAACCCAGCUGUUGAGAUGCUCAGUGCAAGGAAACCAUCCUUGUAUAUCUUCCCUGUGCCAGGGAGUGAUGGGCAGAGCGAGGCCCUGGCGAGCCAGGUGACAGGGGUGAGAGUGUCCUGGGCCUCCAUGCUGCUGUCAUGCCAUUCCUGCUCUCUGACCGGUCGACCUGCCCCAGCGCCAAGGCCCGGGGAGCAUUUGGAGAUAGAAACCUUGCUAUGAUAACAGGUGACUUGGCCAAGGGGCAUCUUUCUUCUAGGCCACAAAUAGCUGAGCAGCCUCAUUCCCACAAACCAACCACCCAGAAUCUGAACCAUUACAGCUCAGAAGCUGAGCGGCUGCACCAGACAGGGCGCUGGCAACCCCAGCUAGGGCCAGGGGAGGGAAUGAGCUUCGUGGCAGACUGGCCAGGAUCCAGCUCAGCAGCCCGGGAACUGUGCUCAGGGGCUGAGCUGCACGUGCUCGGGGACAGAGCGAAGUUUGCUCAUCAGACCUCUCAGCUUUGGGAACAGUAAAUUCAGCCAGGGAGCUCCCUCCCCAGGCAAGAGCCUGCAAGCAGCGUCUCAAGCCGCAGGGCUGUUACCUGUUGCCCACUCUCCAGAGUCAUAGCCCUGCUCCCUCGGGAGCCCACAUGGCCCUCACCUGCUGUCUCCCCCUUCAAAGAGCACACACCAUUCCCCGCUGAAGAGCCCCAAGCUAGCCCUUGAGAUGGGCUCAGCCAGACAGCCUGGGAAGUGGGUGAGGGGCUCAGCUAGAGCAGGCGGACUAUGGGCUGGGAGGGCUCAGCUAUUACAGCCAUGCUGGGGGUUCCUCUGAUUCCCCUCUGGGGUGUUCACUGUUAUCAAUGCCCAGGAUUUUAUCAAGAGUCUCCUGAGAUCUGGUGUUUUUUCUCAAAGACCCAACUCCUGGAGUCAUGUGACUAUCUGAGCCUCUCAGCCUUCAUUUUUAAAAAGUACAUUUCUAGCCCUGCUGGUUGGAGAGGAAUGUGGCCUAAAGGCUGCAAUAUGAGUAGGCGAAUCCCCCGCCCCCACCGCCAAAUUUAGAAUUUUUGAAAAUCUCAGUUCUUCAGCCAGUCUCAGGAUGUUGCGGAGCCUGACUCACAGCUUUUGAGCAUACGAGGCUGGGUCUUGGCCUCUGCGAUGCAGGAGCAGCCUGGCACCUGCCAGCUGAGUGCAUGAGAUGGUGAUUAGGCCAUCAGAGAGCCACCCAGGACAUGAUGUCUGUCUGUUUGCAGCGGCUGCUGUAAUUCUCACUGGUGAGAGGCUGGGGGAAAGGACUCUGCAGGGACUGGUGGUGGCUGCUGCUCUUUCCAACAGAGGCACGACAGCGAGUGCUAGCAGAGGGGCCUGGCCAGGGGCGAGGCUGUGUGGGCAGCAGAGACUGGACACAAGUGCUGACUGAGGCCGUCUCACCCCUGGGGAGCAGGGAACUAAGACCAGGACCCAAACCUGCAGCACCCAACAUACAGGCUUCACCAAAUGAGCAAAAGGCUUCUCUUCCCUGUGACAGACACUAGCCAGGCCCAGCCCACUCACACAGAGCCAGUGCUCUGUGUGCCGCUCCCCUUGGCUUGAUUGAACGCUGAGUCCCAGAGCCAGGCCUCAGGCUGUGAUAGCUCCAUGCACUGCUGGGAACAGGCACAAUUACGGUGUAACUCACCCCACCCUACAGAGCUAGGCCUUGGCUCCUGGCCCCUCAGGUGCCAAACCUGGGCCUCUGCCGUGGGCCCCAGCAGCAUCUGUCCUCUCCAUAGGGUGCAGCCCCAUGAGGCCUCAUCAUGCAUGCGUCCACCCAGUCUGCAUGGCACAGGCCAAGCACUCCAGAGGCCUUGAAGACUCUCUAGGCCCUCUUGCGGUAGCCGGGUAGGGUCUUUGCUAAAUGCCUCCCUAGGCCCCUGGAAUGUGACUGAGUCUCCAUGUGCUUUGCUGGGGUUCCCUGUUCUCCCCUGGGGCCCUGACGGGCCUGGGCUCCACUGAGACCCUAACAGGCCUGGGCUCCCUGUGGUUAAGAUGGGCCUUGGGAAAGUAACAAAGGGCACUUGGCAGCAGGCAGCCAUGGCUCUGUGUAAGCAGUGUCCUUCCCAGGAGGUGUGUGUGAAAUGAGGCAUCCCCAGAUGUAAGGCAUGAUGCCCCUCGCCUGCCCAGGGGGGUUAUACAGGUCCCACUCCUCCAGUGCAUGGCUGUUAUCGGAUGUUUCAUGCCUUGUAAAUAUGGGACUAGCAUUUUCCAAGCCUCUGAGGCAUGAGACCAAGUAGAGACCUAGCUGUGGGUGUGGCAAGGAAAUGGGAGGCCCACAUGUCUAGUGGGAAAAUCUAAACUUCCCCUCAUGCUGGGUGUGUGAGAGGCAGGAGAUACAGCCUUCUAGAAAGUGGCUGUGAGACUGAUGAGACACACAAGUUCUUAAGUAUGUGGGAGCUCCAGGAUCCAUCACCAUUGCAGUGGGAGUUAGGGAAUUAACCAUGUCCCAAGGGAGUGCAAGUGACAGGAUUCAGCAUGUCUUGUGGGAGUGAUAGGAUAAACCGUGUCUUGGGUUUGUAGGAGUUAUGGGAUACACCAUGCCUAAAGUGUGUAGGACUGAUGGAAUACACCGUGUUGCGAGUGUGUAGGAGUGAUGGGCUACACCAUGUCUGGAGUGUGUAGGGCUGAUGGGAUACACCGUGUCUUGUGUGUGUAGGAAUGGUGGGAUACACUGUCUCGAGUAUCGGGGGGUAGCCAUCUUAGUCUGUAUCCAUAAAACCAACAAGGAGUCCGGUGGCACCUUAAAGGCUAACAGAUUUAUUUGGGCAUAAGCUUUCGUGGGUAAAAAAAUACUUCUUCAGAGGCAUGGAGUGAAAUGCCUGCAUCUGUAAUUUUCACUCCAUGCAUCUGAAGAAAUGGGGUUUUUUUUAUACAAUGUUUUGCAUAUGAGGGAGUGACCGGAUACACCUGUUCUGUGUAUUAGUGGCAGGAGUUCUGGGUUCAGCCAGAUUAAGGUUUUUAAAAAUCUAGUAUGCUGUUAUGACAUUAAACGGUCAUUUGUGGUUUGAGAUUUUGCAUCAAGUUGGGGCUUGUGAUUCCAUGUAACAAGCACCAUUAAUAAAACCACUGAACCUUGUAUAAAACACACAGCGAGGGGAAACACCGAAAGCAUUGGCCACAGAGAGUGAUUUAAAAAAGUUCCUUUAUUCCCUUUCCAUUUAUGUGCACAAAGAUGUAUAAAGGAAAGGUCCUUGUCUGAGAGCCCUUUCGAUCAGUGCAGGGUGUCGCCCUGCCCUUGGGGGCAGGAAGGUCAAGAACAGGGGAGCAACCAGACAGUUUUCUCUCAGUUGCUCUCCAUCUCAUUUUCAUUUUUGGAAAAGUCAGUAUUAUUCUUGAGAGGAAAAACCUUAAUAAUGUGAUCAAUGUGGUGAUGUCUGCCUGAGUCUGUAGAGAGCCUGAACUCGUAAUGCUGAGGUGUGAAUUGUCCCUUUCAUUUCAAUGGUUGUAACUCUGAUGCCAGUGGUCACUAUUUCACUGCUCAUCAAAGUGUGUGUGAAUGGAGGGAGCUGAUACUAUUAUGAAGAUCUUUAACAUUCAAUACUGAAUAGAAAUCAUUCCUUAAAAUUAAAAUGUAAGGACAUGAUUGACAAUACGAUUUCAUUUCAUUUCAUUACAAAUCUAAAAGCUGGGCAGGGUGGAGUGGGGGAGGGGGCACAAGUGAUUUCAUUUUCAUGGGGGUGGCAUGGGAGGGCUCAGUUUUCCAAAGUUUGUGAAAUGCUGCUUCAGAGUGUAAUCAAUGUCUUUCUGGAGGGAAAAGGGAAUAGGUUAGUUACGGACUAUAACUCGUGGGGUGCUGAUGUUAAAAUUGAAGUCUGAUUCUUUUUAAGAAAGAAAGAAAGAAAGAGAAAAUACAUCUUUUGUGUUUCUGUGAUUUUCACUGGCAGCGUAACUGCUGCAAAGUUAUCGGAGCAGCACACAGUCUCUCUGGUCUCGGCAAGAUCUUGUAAACUUCCAUCCAAAUCGGAAUGUUUAAGUUAUUGGGUCAGAUCCGCAGCUGGUGUAAAUGGACAUAGUUCCAUUUACUUUAAGGGUGCUAUGCUGAUUGACCUCAGCAAGGGGUCUGACCCCUUGCUUUAGCUUGCCUUACUGAUCGCUCCAAUGUCACGUUGAUAAAUGCUGGACUGGCCAUUAUGCCAGACUCUUAUUAGACAGAAGGUGAAAAAAGAAAGCUAGGACAGAGGGAGGAAUAAGGUGAGGAGGGAAAAUGAUGCA